Cucurbita maxima (winter squash) is the source of this 2645-nucleotide messenger RNA. RefSeq lists its product as uncharacterized. The transcript has 15 exons. Bases 259 to 2451 code for a protein of 730 amino acids. Gene Ontology annotation, biological process: protein phosphorylation. The record is from RefSeq and is a predicted model, not a curated record. Lineage: Eukaryota; Viridiplantae; Streptophyta; Magnoliopsida; Cucurbitales; Cucurbitaceae. Gene Ontology annotation, molecular function: protein kinase activity; ATP binding.
CGAAGAGGGUGAAAUCCAAAAACCAGCGGCAGGUAUUUGGUGUUUGCAGGAGGGCGCCAAGUAGACCCAAAACGUGGCGUCUUCUCGUUUCCUCAGGCACACCACCCAGCCCCUUUCACUUCCUUCUUCGCCCACAACUCUCUGCAGGUUUUUCUUUCAGAUUCCUUCAUUCUUUCGAGCAAUUGGUGGAACAAGAUGCAUAUCUGAUGGAUUCUCCAGUUUCUUCUUGCAUUUCUUGUUCUUUAUAGUCAUUAGCCGAUGAGGAAUGUCGUCGCGCGCCUCAACCGCCACCGCUUGGCCACUCCGGCCUAUCGAAAUGUAUGCCCUGACAAUGAUUUUGGAAAAAGCAUAUCAUUGGGGUAUUUGCAGGACAUUUAUGCUCCGAGGAGACGAAAUGUUUCUCUGUUGAUAAACUUAUUUCAUCAAAACUCAUUUUCUACAGGCUAUUCAAGUGUACAUGGUGAAAGGCCAUCUGCAGAGUAUGCGAAGUUGAGGAAGCAAUUGCUGGAAAAGGAAUUUGGGCAUGCACUUGGAACUUACAGAUCCAAAAGACUCUCCUCCAUCUAUCAUUUUGGUCCAUUUUUGGCCUUCUAUAGAGCAGCAAUUAUUUCAUUCCAUGUGUUCAACCUAACCAUAUGGCAGUUCUUUGUUCGUGACUUAAAAAAACGAGCUAUUAAGUUUCGAGAAACUCUAAUUAGAUUGGGGCCUUUCUAUGUCAAGCUUGGUCAGGCUUUGAGCACGAGACCAGAUAUAUUGCCAACAGUUUAUUGCCAAGAACUUGCAAGGUUACAGGAUGAAAUACCUCCAUUUCCGACUCAUAAAGCAAUCAAAUCUAUUGAGAACCAGUUGGGAUGUCCUGUUUCACAAAUUUUUGCCGAUAUUAGCUCAGAGCCCAUUGCAGCUGCAUCCUUAGGGCAGGUUUAUAAGGCUCACCUGCAUUCUGGAGAGCUUGUAGCAGUCAAGGUACAAAGGCCUGGCAUGUCUCUUUCAUUGACUCUUGAUGCCUUGUUGUUCCAGAUGAUUGGUGGUCAACUAAAACGAUUUGCAAAGGCUCGAAAAGAUUUAUUAGUAGCUGUUAAUGAAAUGGUCAGACACAUGUUUGACGAAAUCGAUUAUGUUCAAGAAGGGAAAAAUGCUGAGCGUUUUUUUUCUCUCUAUGGAUGUCAACCAUUAGGCGAUGGUGAGAAGAGGUCUGCAGUCAAUGGCACUCUUAAAUAUAAGAAAUCAAGCGGUGUUAAAGUCCCCAAAAUAUUUUGGGACUAUACUAGGACGGCUGUGCUUACAAUGGAAUGGAUUGAUGGAAUAAAGCUUACUGAUGAAAUUGGGUUGCAAAAGGCCCAUUUGAAUAGAAGGGAGCUCAUUGACCUGGGACUGUAUUGCUCUUUGCGGCAAUUGCUUGAGGUGGGGUUUUUUCAUGCUGAUCCACAUCCAGGAAACCUUGUUGCUUCCGAGAAUGGCUCUCUUGCAUAUUUUGAUUUUGGGAUGAUGGGUGAUAUUCCUCGGCAUUACCGUGUUGGACUGAUUCAAGUGCUGGUGCACUUUGUUAACCGUGACUCGCUUGGGUUGGCCAAUGAUUUUCUUUCUUUGGGAUUCAUUCCUGAAGGCAUUGAUGUCCGAUUAGUUUCUGAUGCCCUAAACACAUCAUUUGGCGAUGGAAAAAAACAGUCCCUGGAUUUUCAGGGCGUAAUGAACCAGCUAUACAGUGUGAUGUAUGAAUUUAAUUUUUCCCUCCCUCCGGACUAUGCCUUGGUCAUAAGAGCUCUAGGGUCACUGGAAGGCACUGCCAAAGUCCUGGAUCCUGAAUUCAAGGUCUUAGAAAGUGCAUAUCCUUUUGUCAUUGGGAGGCUUUUGGAAGAUCCAAACCCUGAUAUGAGAAAAAUUUUAAGGGAACUCCUCAUCCGAAAUGAUGGAUCCAUUAGGUGGAAUCGGCUCGAGCGCUUGGUUGCAGCCAUUUCUGAACAGGCUGCCAAGUCGAGUGAGGAAUCCUCCAAGGAUAGUUCUUCAAAUCCUCUAGGAUGGAAAUCAUUUGACAUGGAAGCUGUUGUCUCAGCAACUGAGGAUCUUUUUCUAUUCAUUCUCUCCAAGAAGGGUUCAAGGGUACGUGUUUUCCUUAUUCGGGACAUCAUCGGAGCAGUUGACAUCGUUCUGCAAGAUGAAGUUUUAGGGUGCUCAUCGGAUAAGAAGUAUCAAACAAGAUCUGAGGAUGAUGCUAUGCUGGAAAGAGUUGUUCACGGGUUUCAGUGUCUCCGUGAUGCAAUAAAGUUAGCACCACGAGUGUGGACGGCUAUGCUUUUUCGCAUGGCAUUAAAGCGGGAGGUUCACAGCUUCUCUCUGGACGUCAUUUCAAGCAUUAUGAUGCAUAUUGGAAAAAAAUCCCCUGACCGUCUUUGGAUCCGUAUUUCAAGAUUCCUUCAUGACUUAGAGAGAGACUACGGUUCUAACAAAGCAUGAGAUGGUGAAGUGAGUGGAUAACCUUGGUAGACUUACAAUAUUUAGGACGACAAGAUAGAACAAGAAGACAAAAACUACCAGAUUAGAGAGAGAGAGAGAGAGAGAGAGAGAGAGAAUGUACCAUCCUUCCAGUGUAACUAUUGACAUGACAUUUCAUCUCCUUUAUGAAAAAGUUGUAGCCAGUUAUGCAAUAA